GUCUCGCUGGAAAAAAUGGCAGGGACGUUUGCUGUGGCCGGUGAAGUUUUUGUAGAUGCUUUACCUUAUUUUGAUCAGGGAUAUGAUGCAGCUGGAGUCAGAGAGGCGGCUGCUGCCCUGGUCGAAGAAGAGACGAGAAGAUACAGACCCACCAAAAACUACUUGAGCUACCUGCCAACCCCUGACUUCUCUGCUUUUGAAACCGAGAUCAUGCGGAAUGAGUUUGAAAGACUUGGAGCACGCCAGCCCAUGGAACUGCUUAGCAUGAAAAGGUACGAGCUUCCGGCUCCCUCCUCUGGCCAGAAGAAUGACAUCACGGCGUGGCAGGAGUGCGUCAACAACUCCAUGGCCCAACUGGAACAUCAGGCAGUCCGCAUAGAGAACCUAGACCUCAUGGCCAAAUACGGAACCAACGCUUGGAAGGCAUACAAUGACACUUUGGCCUUCAUGAUCGAAUCCGCUCAAAAGGAUUUACAGAAAUUAAGAAAGCAGAUUCAGGAUCUCAACUGGCAACGGAAAAACGACCAACUCGCUGGAGGAGCCAAACUCAGAGAACUGGAGUCCAACUGGGUGUCUUUGGUCAGCAAAAACUAUGAGAUUGAGCGGGCCAUCGUGCACAUGGAGAACGAGGUGGGCCAACUGAAACAGCAGCAAGGAGACGAGAACAAGGAGAACAUUCGACAGGAUUACUAGAACCAGGAAGCUCAUCAUGGGGAAAAAAAGAUCUUCAGGGGGUGUUGCGAGACAGUUGUUAUUAAGCGAUGAACCUGGUUAACUUCAACUAUACCAAGUGGUAAACCUGCUAAUAACAUGACAGGUGUUAUUUGGUUAUAAGAAAAAGAGGACUUCAUGUUGAUUAGCUGAUUUACUACUACCUCCAGGUUAACUUAACCAGGUAGAUGGACACAUCAUAGAUUCUCUCUCAACAUUCUUUUUGGAACUGGGAUGGCUGAAGACGGAGGACUAACUCAUCUGUGACAUGGCAAAGUUAGAUCUGAAUCUGAUGUCUGUAAAGUUUUGUAGGAUUCUCUUUUCAAAACAAACAUAUGGAAUGAUUUUUUUGUUGCUGUCCAUAAAAGACGACACAAAUUAUACAGAUUUGUUUGUGUCAUAAAGCUGUAAGGAACAGCUUGUGGAUGUUGUCAGCCAGCAUUGAGCAGCUUUUUUUUUUAAUGGGAUGUUCGUUGUGAAAAUGAUGUUUCUCUGAUCAUUGUCACCAUGGUAUGGAUGCAAUACUUAGAGGACCAGUUCAGUCAAUUUCAAUAUGCUGUUGUAUUGCUCACGCUACCCUUGACUUGUCAGUACCCGGUGAUGCCACAUUUUUCGGCUCAGCCCUUUCCGAGAUACGAGCAAUUCUAAUGGGGGCAGCGUUUUUUUACAUUUAAAAAAAAAUGAAACAUAGGCCAACUCCAAAUAUUUUCCCAAAAGGUUCUGCUGUUUGCUAGUUGUCUGCUGAUGUUUUAUAACCUUUUGGAGGUUUUUGGAAAUGUAAACAAAGAGCUGCCCCCAUUACAAUGACCAGGAUCUCGGAAACGGCUGAAGAAGAAGAAGAAGAAAAAAUCUCAGGCACUGACAAGUCCAGGGUAGUGUGAGCAUUAUAACUGCAUGUUGAAAUUGACUGAACUGUCCCUUUAACUGUAAAUGUCUGGCUGUUUUUUUGAUUUUGUACAUAAAUGGUUUUUUUUUUUUUUACUGUGUUUUUAGAUAAAUACAAUAAAAGCAUGACAUGGAAUGUUCUA
Engraulis encrasicolus (European anchovy) is the source of this 1739-nucleotide messenger RNA. It is a transcript of the gene bcas2, whose product is annotated as BCAS2 pre-mRNA processing factor. Bases 16 to 693 code for a protein of 225 amino acids. Gene Ontology annotation, biological process: mRNA processing. Gene Ontology annotation, cellular component: Prp19 complex; precatalytic spliceosome; catalytic step 2 spliceosome. The transcript has 7 exons. NCBI's taxonomy places the organism in Eukaryota, Metazoa, Chordata, Actinopteri, Clupeiformes, Engraulidae. The record is from RefSeq and is a predicted model, not a curated record.